AUGGAGAGGAAGAGAGGUUCCCCAUUUUCUAAACUUAUUAAUCAACUACCCAUACCUAUCAAAUUCAAAAUGCUGACAUGGAAGAUGUACACUGGACUGGAGGACCCAAUAUCUCAUGUUCACAACUUUGAACUACAGACUGAUUUACAGGGAAUUCAGGAUGAUGCCAGGUGCAGGAUCUUCCCAACCACUCUGUCAGAAAUUUCUCAGCAAUGGUUCUUCAAGCUACAACCAGGGUCGAUUACAUUAUGGGAUGGAUUUGUAUGCACAUUCUAUUCUCAAUUCUCUUCAGCAAUGCCCCUUCCCGUCGAGCCGAAUGCCCUGGUGGACAUAAAACUAAGAGAUAAUGAACCUUUGAAGGACUACAUUCAACGUUUUAUGCGAGAAGCCACCCGAGUAAAAUCCCUUAGUAAUGAUGAGGAAUUCAUAAAGCUUGAGGAAGCUGAGAGGAAGGUGGAUAAUCCAACUCAGACGGCUACUGAGCAGGGGAAAACAGAUGCUGGGAAUACCACCAACCCUGCAGAGGGAGGAAACAAUGGGGCUAAGAAUGGAAAAUGCACUAAUGGGGCUGGAAGUAGCGAUAAGCAUAAUGAUAAUAAGAAGCCUAAGAAUGUCGAGCAGCCCAAGCCACAUGAAUAUGUUCCUAAAUUUGCUACUUACUCCAUCCUGUUAGAGACCCAGGAGGAUGUUUUUAAUGCCACACAGGUUGUCGUACUGUACAGAAGACCUCCACCAAUGUUGAAGGAUCUUAAUAGACGGGAUAUGUCCAACUUCUGCCGGUUUCACAAUGACUAUGGUCAUGAAACCAAUGAUGUAACCACCUGA
This is a messenger RNA of Humulus lupulus (European hop), 825 nucleotides long. RefSeq lists its product as uncharacterized. Bases 1 to 825 code for a protein of 274 amino acids. Lineage: Eukaryota; Viridiplantae; Streptophyta; Magnoliopsida; Rosales; Cannabaceae. The record is from RefSeq and is a predicted model, not a curated record. The transcript is spliced from 2 exons.